AUGAUGGAGGAUGAAGAGCAUCGACGUUUAUCGCAAAAUUGGGGAAACGCGGGUUUUAGCAACGGGCAGCAGCAACAGCAACAGCCAUUGCCAAACAGUGCAGCGUUACCAGCUCAGCCACAGUCGCAGAACAUGGCCGGAGCGCCAUCGCAGCAAGGUGCAUCGACCUCGAGCCCGGACGCUGGGCUUUCGCAGAUGAUUCAACUAUUGCAGCAGCAAAUGAGUCAGCAACAACAGCUUAUGACGCAAAUAUUGCAAUAUCAACAGCAACCGGCAGCACAGUUGCUACAGCAUCCACAGCAGCCACAGCAUCCACAGCCUCCGCAACAAAGUUCGACACCGACAAACCCCGAGCUUAUCCUCGAAGCUUUAGCAAGCAAUAUAAGUGAAUUCCGGUAUGAUGCAGAGUCGGGAGCAACAUUUAAGGCAUGGUUUGAGCGGUAUGAAGAUCUGUUUCUACGGGACGCUUCCCGACUCGACGACGGUGCAAAAGUAAGGCUCCUAGGACGUAAGCUGGGCACCGUAGAACAUGCACGUUAUACCAGUUUUAUUUUACCCCGCGCACCCCGUGACAUGUCAUUCGAUGAGACAGUUGAAAAAUUAACGGCGCUUUUCGGCAGAAUAGAGUCUCUACUAAGCAAACGCUACAAGUGUAUGCAGAUAGCUAAAUCGUGCAAAGAAGAUCUGCUCACGUUUGCUUGCCGUGUGAAUAGGGCGUGUGUCGAUUUUGAGUUCGCUGGGAUGAAUGAGGAGCAAUUUAAGUGCCUUAUCCUGGUGUGCGGGCUUAAGGAGGAAACCGAUACCGACAUGCGCAAUCGGCUGCUUGCCCGCAUUGAGGAGAAGAAUGACGUUACAUUGGAGCAGCUAUCGGCGGAAUGCCAGCGUAUAACUAAUAUAAAGGUGGAUAGCGCGUUGAUCGCUAAUGAUCACGGAGAACGAGUGUUUGCGGUGAAAAACGGUGGCCAAAGAUCGCAUCAACAGCAGUUUUAUCGGCAGCAGUACCAACCUUUCGGUCAACAAACACAGACACAUCCCAGAGGAAACACCAUGUAUUUACAAAAGCCAACGAAUGCGUGCUGGUCGUGCGGUGGUCCCCAUUGGAAGAGAGAAUGUCCAUAUAAGUCACAUGUAUGCACGGAUUGCGGAAGAUAUGGACAUCGGGAAGGAUAUUGUGAAAGAGCAAAUCGAUUCAGCGACAGGACAACAAGAGAGGGAGCACACAAGUUGCAACGCGAGUCGUAA
This is a messenger RNA of Anopheles merus, 1242 nucleotides long. RefSeq lists its product as uncharacterized. The record is from RefSeq and is a predicted model, not a curated record. The transcript has a single exon. The coding region runs from base 1 to 1242 and encodes 413 amino acids. Lineage: Eukaryota; Metazoa; Arthropoda; Insecta; Diptera; Culicidae.